UGGUGUGAAAGCCUAACUUCCUUUUUAUGAAAGCUUAACUUCCUUUUGCCUGCUGCAGCUCACCAUGCUCUAGUGAGAUAUAUAGUCAGUACACAGAGUUUAGGGUCACUGUCUGUGAUCUCUUCUUGCAUGACGAGAUGGGGGUCUCAAGCAUUCAGAUGCUGUCAGUGCUGUUGGUCUGUGUGGCCAGUACAAAGCAAACGGAAGGAUCAUAUGCACUGAAAAUGUGGAGCAAGGGAGACCAUGCUUUUCGGGAACAACUCGCUUUAAUGUAUAAGGAAAUAGAAGCCCUGAGACAUGACCAAAGUUUGAUGAAACAGAAACAAGAAGACAUGACGCAGGCGGUGAUGCACUGUACACAAAUGCAAGCAGACACAUAUAAGGAGGUGAAUGUGACUUCCCUGGAAAAAGGCAGCACCUCUAUGCUGUACUCCUUUUCCCAAGAGGAGGAGGGUGAUGUCAAUGAUGAAGGCCUCAACCCCUGUUACAGCUACAAGUCACUCAACCAGGACUGGAGAGCCACCAACUACAGCACCAGGCAAGUUUCCUGUGAUCGCAAUGUGAAGUGGAAUGGCUGGUAUCGCCUGUUUUACAGGGGAAAAAGCAUCCAAAUGCCUGAGCUGUGCGUGAAGAGGGAAAGAUGUGGCACACAUGCCCCGCUGUGGUUAGUAGGUGGUCACCCACGCAAACGUGAUGGAAUUGUCACACGUAAAAUUUGCGGCCAUUGGAACAAUAACUGCUGCGCCUUCCAAUCCCCUCCCAUCCAAGUGAAAGCAUGCCAGGGCAAUUACUAUGUCUACAAGUUUGUCCAGCCACUGGCCUGUCAUCUGGCCUACUGUGCAGAUGUUAACACUCUUGUCUGUGGGAAAUGUAAGAAAAAUGAAAUUUGUACCAGCAAAGACAAGAUCAGGUGGUUUUGUAAGAAAACAAAAAGAAGAGUGAAAGCCAAAGUGCACUUCUUCGCUGCCUACCCUGGCUCACUGUCUGGCAAAGUGAACCAAAUCCGGUACAGUAAGGUGUAUGUGAACGUGGGCGGGGCCUUCAACAGGCUCACGGGUGUGUUCACGGCUCCAGUCAAGGGCAUCUAUCAGUUCUUCUUCUCCACUCAGGCUGCGAGGACUGGGCGUAAGACUGACCUGUGGCUCGUCGUGAAUGGCUAUUGGGUUUCAGUGUCUCACACUCAUGUCAGCGUCUCAAACACAGUAGGAGCUCUUUCAACAUACAUGACCACUCUGCGCAAAGGUGCCUUAGUAUACGUGACCCAUAACUGUGGCAACUCCUAUGCUAACUCUGCAUCCAACACCAUUGUAUUUGGGGGUUCACUGCUUUUAGCACAAACAUGAAGAAAGAGAUUUAGCUACCACCUAAAUGUGUUCAUCUUUAAUGUUUUAUAAUGAAGAUUAUCUUAAUACUGUGUACAGCUGUCAGUCAGGGCCUAGAAAAUGACAUGUCAUUUAAAUUUGGCCUAAUGGUUUUGUGUGUGUUUACAUGCUUUUUUUAAAACUUGCAUGUUACUGUUUAUCAUGCUUGAUUUUUUUUUGCUUUGUUUUAUUUUUGUUCCUGCCUAAUUUUUUAGUAACUCUUUCCUGAUAUUAAUGAAUUACUUUCACAGCUGAAAAAUUUCCUGCUUUUUACUUUUUUUUAUUUUAUUUUUUAAGUCUAAUAUGCCUACUAUUGUGUGGAGGUAACUGGUUGCAUUGUAUGACUGUGAUUCCUUGUUAUGAACAUAGUGGGGCAGUAAAGUUACUUCUGUGUUUAAUAGUCUGACCAUACACAAGAUGGCCCCUCAGCCACAGGUAAUUCAACACACAUCUGUCAGGGAACCUGCAUUAAAUUUAGUCAUGUUCUUGUAUCUUGUGUGGUUAUUGAAGGUGUGAUAAAUAAAAUUCCCUGUAACAUUCA
This is a messenger RNA of Pangasianodon hypophthalmus (striped catfish), 1902 nucleotides long. RefSeq lists its product as uncharacterized. Gene Ontology annotation, molecular function: protein binding. Lineage: Eukaryota; Metazoa; Chordata; Actinopteri; Siluriformes; Pangasiidae. Bases 138 to 1343 code for a protein of 401 amino acids. The record is from RefSeq and is a predicted model, not a curated record. The transcript is spliced from 8 exons.